Molecule: messenger RNA, 901 nt
Organism: Rana temporaria (common frog)
Lineage: Eukaryota; Metazoa; Chordata; Amphibia; Anura; Ranidae
Gene: CFAP418
Product: chromosome 5 C8orf37 homolog
Exons: 6
Coding region: 99-767 (222 amino acids)
Cellular component (GO): cytosol
Source: RefSeq, a predicted model, not a curated record
CGCGUGCGCAGGUUUAUAAUGCCUUUUGACUCCAGCGGCUUCCUGUAGGCGGUCUCCUAGCAACAAGCUACUGCGCUAGACCCGGGGAGGACUUCUUCAUGGCCGAUGGUGAUUUGGACUCGCUGCUGGACGAGGUAGAGAGGAAAUACUGCCGGCCCGAACCUAGGGGCAAAGGAGCGGCGUGCCGGGCGGAUGGAGAGCGCGGGAAGGAGUCCAGAAGGUCAGUGUACCUGGAGCAUGGGGAACUACAAGGCCCAGGGUUACCGCUCAUCACCCCGCUACUGUGGAAGACCUCCGAUGCGAAUGUAUCCACCGAUGAGGAAGACGUUGAUGACCUGAUUGAAAAUAUACUUGAUGUUCACAUACACGGAGACACCAAGGCACAUAGGACAAAACCUUUGAAUCAGAAGACUAGUAAAAUAGCCAAUCAACCACACAGUAAAAAGUGUUGUCCAGUCUACCUUGGUGGGACUAUGGUUCCCUUCGGUGUUGGGACAAAUAUAUCUGAACGGGCUUGUAGCCAGCUGCGCUGUACCAGCUGUGAUUUCAGCGUUUUGUCAUUUGAUGACUACAAAUGGGACUCAUCCUGCGACUACCUCUUCUUCAGGAACAGUAUGCCUGAACACAGCAAAUUGCAAUCAAAGAUGAUAAGGAAGAAAGGAAGUCGGGCCUAUGCUUGUCAGUGCAGCUGGAGGUCGUUCCAUGAACUGACAGACCUCUCCAAAGACGUGCAGCUUCGAUGGGUCUGUGGAAAGCAUUCUGAAUGAAUGGUCUGUGUGAAGGCUGGAUGUACACUAUCAUAUCAGUGACUUAAAAGGGGAUGUAAAGCCCCUCUCAUCCUUUCUAAACUACUGCCAUAGUGCUGAUCUAUAAGGAUAUAGAUGUCUCCUGCAUGUAUCCU